Messenger RNA from Macroventuria anomochaeta, 777 nucleotides. RefSeq lists its product as uncharacterized. The annotation marks the transcript as partial. The record is from RefSeq and is a predicted model, not a curated record. Lineage: Eukaryota; Fungi; Ascomycota; Dothideomycetes; Pleosporales; Didymellaceae. The transcript has 2 exons.
CUAAAUACGCUUCCACCCGUCUUUCAAGACUCUGUCACGCUCUGUCAUCGACUCAGUAUCAAGGAUCUCUGGAUCGAUGCAUUAUGUUUGACUCAAGACGAUUCGGUUGACCGCGAAUCUGAGAUUGGAAGAAUGGGCAACAUUCACUGCCACACCUUCUGCAACUUUAGCGCCAUAGCCGCAGCCGAACUCUCGGUAGGACUGUUUGUGGACAAGGAUCCUUGGUUGCACACCGCGUUUCCUGUGAGCGCUGAGAGUGAGAAGCAACGUUUCGAGCUAUGCGGAUAUUCCUCGAGCUUUCUCAAAGAUAUCGAUCGUACUGCGCUUCAAAAGCGAGAUUGGGUCCUACAGGAACGACUGUUGAGUCCUCGGACCGUGUUCUUUGGCGACCAGCUUUCAUGGGGGUGUAUGGAGUCUCGUGCCAACGAAACCUUCCCGGGUGGCUUGCCUAGUUAUACACCUGGACCUGGAAACUUCAAUUCGUUCAAGCUCGACAACCUCUUCUACAGACUUUGGCGCACGGUCAUCAACAGGCACACUCAGUGUGAUCUGACUUUCGAAAAUGAUGUCUUCCCUGCUCUGUCAGGUCUCGCCAGAAUUUUCAAGGAAUUCCUAGAGGUUACAUAUCUCGUGGGGCUCUGGAAAGGUAGCUUGUACGCCAACUUGAUCUGGAAGAGAUCCUGCAACCCUUACUUGAAGUCAGGACGGGGGCCCGUGCAGACGGCGACGUACAGAGGUUUGCUGACAUGCACCGUUCAAGCAACAUAUGUAUGCUGA